GCGGUGACGUCGGGGGGCUCAGGAAUGGCGGCGCUGCUGAGGGAAGGAGCUCGAAACUUUACUAACAAACAGAUCCGCGCAUUUCUCUCCAGAGCCGACGCCUGCGCAGGCCGCUCGCUCCGCCGCUAGAAAACGAGCUCCCCGGUGAGAAGAGCGGAGUGCGAACCGCUGAGCGGCGGCGGGAGGCUGAUAGUAAUAGGACCGAGCCCGUCCGCGGAUCCAGGAGUUUGAUUAGCUGUUAGCCUGCCGUUAGCCUGUCGCUGCUAAUGAGCUAACGGGCAGCCUCGGCAGCGCAGCGGAGACUAACGGGGACAGAGAGGCAGGAACAGCGCGGCUCUGCGGUCCGUACAUUUCACCCGGGCGGGUCUGGAGUGAGCUGAGUAGCCGGGGGAGUAGAACUCGUCUUCAGUGGUGUGUUUUGGUCCGGGUCUGGUUCCGCUAGGCUGAGUUCUGGGACACCGCUCCGCUCUCUCUCUGUCGGUCUCCUGUAGUUCAGCUGUAUGCCACCAUGGAGAGUCUGACCCUGACCGAUGUGGAGCAGAAAUACUACUCGGAUCUGUUCAUCUACUGCGAUGUGGACAACACCAAGAAAGUGGCCUCCAACGGGAAAGUGCUCGACCUUUUCCGGGCGGCCCAGCUCUCCAACGACGUGGUGCUGCAGAUCACUGAACUCUGUGGUGCCACCCGUCUUGGUCACUUUGGUCGGAGUCAGUUCUACAUUGCCCUGAAACUAAUUGCAAUAGCCCAGUCUGGACUGCCCCUUCGUGUGGAGAGUCUAAACAGUGUGAAAGAUUUGCCUCUGCCACGUUUUGUGGUGGGCAAGAAUGAGCAGGAGGCCAGGCACGCUGCCAUGUAUCCAGACACAGAAAACCAGGGACCAUACACCAGUGUGAUCCCCAGACCCCCAGGCAGAGUCCAGACCAAAAAAGUGUCCACCCAUGAAGUCAUACAGCCCUGUGUGCCCACUGUUGAGCCUCAGCCAGACACCACGUCUCCUGUAGUCUCCCCUCAUCAGUCCCCACCCACCUCACCCCACGCAUGGAGAAAGCACAAGCGGCAGGCCAGCGGUGGCGCUGUGGAGCGCCAGCCUACUGUGGCAGGAGCCUCAUGGCCACCAUUUAGAGAAGCACAAUCAGGUCCAGUAGCAGGUGAUGGGCUUUGGUCAGCCCACUCUCCACCUCCAGUUCAAGAAAGCUGGGUUAGUUUUACUGACACUCCUCCCUCCAGCACACUUCCAGCAAUGCAUCCCUCUUCUGCUCAGGAGAGCACAACAGUACGAACAGUGGCUUCAGCUGCAACAACUAAUGAAAUCCAAAGACAGGCCAGUGGCUACGAUGACCCCUGGAAAAUCACAGAUGAGCAAAGACAGUAUUAUGUUAACCAAUUCAAAACUAUUCAACCUGAUCUAACAGGUUUUAUCCCUGGCUCUGCUGCAAAGGAGUUUUUUACUAAGUCAAAGCUGCCUAUUCUAGAAUUGUCUCACAUUUGGGAGCUAUCAGAUUUUGAUAAAGAUGGUGCACUGACCCUGGACGAGUUCUGUGCAGCGUUUCAUCUUGUGGUUGCUAGAAAGAAUGGUUAUGACCUUCCUGAGAAGCUCCCUGAGAGCCUCAUGCCAAAGCUUAUUGACCUGGAUGACUCAGCAGGAGUCCCUGAACCUGCACCAGAGGUAGGCUUUUCCGGUUCGCCAGUGGAGGUGACGCCCAAUAAAUCCCCCUCCAUGCCUUCCCUGAACCAGACCUGGCCUGAACUCAACCAGAGCAAUGAGCAGUGGGAGACUUUUAGCGAACGCUCCUCAAGCUCACAAACUCUGACCCAAUUUGAUUCUAACAUUGCACCAGCUGACCCUGAUACAGCAAUAGUUCAUCCUGUUCCCAUCCGUAUGACUCCUAGCAAGAUACACAUGCAGGAGAUGGAGCUGAAGAGAACUGGGAGUGACCACGCACAUCCAACAAGUCCGUUAAUGCCUAAACAACCUGAACUGUCGGAGGAGAAGAAACUAGCCGCCACAAUUAAAUUUCCUGUCACCACUGUAGGUGAUGGCUAUAGCAGCUCCGAUUCCUUCACAUCUGAUCAAGAACCCAUUUCAAGUGCUGUAACCAGACAGAGGUCUCACUCUGGGACGUCUCCUGAAGGACUGAAAGUCGUAGCUCCCCCACCACCCCCUCCCCGCCCCCACGCAUCACAUUCACGUUCCUCAUCCUUAGACAUGAACAGAAACUUUGCUGCUGUCCCUGCAGGGACUCAGCAGCAGGCCGGAGUAGUGGCCUUUCCUCCUGCCGUGCCUCCUCGGCCACUGGCCACACAGACUUCAGUGCCACAUGGGCAUCGUUCAGUAGAUGGAGACAGUCUUCCAACUCAUACCAGCACUUCACCGCAGCAAAUACCAGAGCAGCCCAAUUUUGCAGACUUUAGUCAGUUCCAGGCCUUUGCUGUUGAGAAGCCACCAGAAGAUGGAGACAAACAGCAGGAGAGUGUGCAGGUGGAGAAGACUGCAGAUGCUGCUGGAGCUAUGAGAGCAGUAAUGAGUGAAACUCAGCCAGAGCAAACUACAGCCACUGUGAACUCCGCCAAAGGAUCCACUCCUCUUGCUCCCCCUCCCAAACCAGUCAGACGGAGGCUCAAGUCAGAAGAUGAGCUCAGACCUGAAAUGGAGGACCACCCACAGAAAUCUGGCCUUGUUGCCACUGUCCUAGCAACUCAGCCUUCAAUUCCACGGUCUGUUGGGAAGGAUAAGAAGGCUAUUCAGGCCUCCAUUAGAAGAAACAAAGAGACAAACACGGUUUUGGCCAGACUCAACAGUGAAUUACAGCAGCAGUUGAAGGACUUGCUAGAGGAGAGGAUAUCACUGGAGGUCCAAUUGGAGCAGCUGAGGCCGUUUUCUCAUUUGUAACCAUGUGAAGGAAAAGUUGUUGAAGUGAUCAGGAAAAAAGUCCAGCGGAUCCCCCGGGAGGACGCACAUUUCAGCCCUGUAUCCCCUCCUCCUGCGCCUGUUGCCCUCCCUCUGCCUGUGUGAGGAGGGAAUCUGCUGCUUCCUUCCACAUCACUUUCACACAUCCCUUCCUGACACGAGAGAGGGGAUGUUCUGAGAGUUAGAGGGUAGGAACAUAAUAGAUUUGGCACUUUGAUGAAACAGAGUGGAAAUUGUGAACGCCAAUUCCUCUACCACAAUCCCGCAGCACGGGGCCUGCCACUGCUCUUACGGGGCAGAGGGGGCGCUGUUCAAAACCCAUUUACCUAUACUCACAAUAAGGGUAUUGUGGACAUGGUAAUGCUCCAGCAGUUGCAGUGGCACCCAGAUGUGGUUUAAUAAUAAUUACUUGGGGUGCCGGCGGGUGGAGUGGAGGAUUGAUUAAGGGGAGAUCAUGCUCUGUUUCAGAAUGAGUGGUUGUGCUAAGCACUCGUUCAGAUUUCAUGUAACCUUCCAACAAGCCAGCGGAGGACACAUCUAUGUGUUUUUGUGUGUGUGUGUAUGCGUGUGCGUGAGCAACGGUUACAAAUAUACGGCAUAAUGCAUCAAAGACUGCUCUAUUUUCUUCUUUUAACAUCUGUGGUAUAAUGAAAUGAGUUUUUCUACCCUGCGCAGACAUUGACCCAGUAAAACAGAUUUUGGUGGCCCCUCACACACAUAAGAACAUGUUGCCUGUCCUGUGCCUCACAUGGUGCACAAUCUGAUUGAGUCAUGCUUCAGAAUCAAGCUUUCCUGUGACAUCAGCUAUAAAUGUGAAACCUGAAAUGUAACGCGACUGCACUUUCUUCCCCUUGGCUUUCCUUUGUUUGUCUGUUCUUUUUUUCCCCCUGUAACACUAUUUUUGCAUGUUGUUUGUGUUCUUAUUUGAUAUAAAACAGCUCUUAAAAUCGAACCACUUGAUUUGUAUAUGUAUUAUCUUAACUCGUAUGACUUUUACGUUGUAACUCUGAUUCGUCUCGUUUGUUUGAUUUUGUUUUCUGUUUUCUCCAACGUUCCCCUUUUCUUUCCCCGUCCUCGAAGCCUUACUCCCGUCGUUCAGGUUUUCACACUAAUGUAUCCUCCUCUCCAUUCUGAAUCAAGGUGAGCCUUCUUUUCCUGCUGUUCAGGUCGAUGUACUGUAUAAGGAGUUUGUUGUACAUUGUAUGAUACACACCUUUUGGUCUCAUAUGUAAAUUUGCAUUAAUUGCUGACUAACAGCAAAUAUUCUAUUUAAUUUGCUUAUGUUAUGGCUGUGGGAUCAUAGAUGUUUAACUGCAUGGAUGUAUCUCUGCAGAAUGAACUAGCAGCUGUGUGAUUUUUACACAAAAUAAAAAUGGCACAAUAUUUUAAUAA
Messenger RNA from Astyanax mexicanus (Mexican tetra), 4300 nucleotides. It is a transcript of the gene reps1, whose product is annotated as RALBP1 associated Eps domain containing 1. Gene Ontology annotation, molecular function: protein binding; calcium ion binding. Gene Ontology annotation, biological process: endocytosis; endosomal transport. The record is from RefSeq and is a predicted model, not a curated record. NCBI's taxonomy places the organism in Eukaryota, Metazoa, Chordata, Actinopteri, Characiformes, Acestrorhamphidae. Bases 509 to 2890 code for a protein of 793 amino acids. Gene Ontology annotation, cellular component: cytoplasm; plasma membrane. The transcript is spliced from 20 exons.